AUGCAUUCUGUAUCGGCUUCGUCAAGUCGUAUACUGUACGACGUGCCAUGCGCGGUGUGUUCCGACCAUUCCUCAGGCAAGCACUACGGUGUGUUUGCUUGCGAUGGUUGCGCGGGCUUCUUCAAGCGAUCCGUGCGACGGGACCGACGCUACUCCUGCAAGGCUCGCAACCCUGGCGGUUGCCUUGUCGACAAAGCUCAUAGAAACCAAUGCCGCGCAUGCCGCUUAGAUAAAUGUCUACAGGUCGGCAUGAAUAAAAAUGCUGUCCAACAUGAAAGGGGUCCUCGAAAUUCCACCAUACGGCGCCAAAUGGCACUAUUUCUAAAAGACCCACCGCCAGGCUCCGAAGUGCCUGUGCCGGGACCUCCUCCGUUGAACCUAGCCUUACCAAAGCAUAACUUGGUAGCGCCGCCACCAGUUCCACUAUACAACCCUUAUAAUUACCCACCAAUGGGGAUAUUUAAUACUCCAGUUACCUCAAUGCUAGCGAUGCCGCCAUCACCACCUAUGUUAAACCCGGCGAUGUUCAGGCCCAGCGACCCAUCAACGAUCUGUGAAUCAGCGGCAAGGCUGCUAUUUAUGAACGUGAAGUGGUCUCGCAAUAUCCCUGCAUUCGCCAACCUCUCCAUGGAAGAUCGACUUGCCCUUCUAGAAAACUCUUGGAAAAAUCUCUUCAUUCUAGGGGCUGCUCAAUUUCUUCACCCCAUGGAUUUAAACAUGCUAGUAGAUAGGAAUAUUUCAAUUGUAGUUAAUAAAAAAGAAAUUGAUAUCUUUGAAAAAUCAUUAGAAGAAAUUUCGAAAUUGAAUCCGGACGCGAAUGAAUAUGCUUGUCUCCGGGCCAUAAUGCUGUUCAAUAGUCGCCUAGACAAGGAAGGUGACAGCAGUCCCAACCGCACCAGCUCGGAGAACAAGAAACUGCAGGACGUGGCUGCAGUCGCUCUUCUCGAGGAACACUCAACGCUCAUGUUGAAUGAGUAUUGCCUCCGGGUAUAUCCACUGCAGCUGCGCAGGUCGAGCCGGCUCAUGGGCCUGAUUCCCAUCAUCAGGAACGUGCCAAGCUUUACCAUCGUCGAGCUAUUCUUCAGGGCUACCGUUGGCGACAUCCCGAUAGAACGUAUCUUAGCCGAUAUGUACACUAAUGGAAGAGCUGUUUAA
Messenger RNA from Spodoptera exigua (beet armyworm), 1155 nucleotides. NCBI's taxonomy places the organism in Eukaryota, Metazoa, Arthropoda, Insecta, Lepidoptera, Noctuidae. The record is from the annotation of a GenBank genome assembly.